AUGCACGCGGCAAAAAUUCCACCUCGGCACUUGCACCCCCAUGCAUCUGUGAUCCUUCAUUCGCACGCCAAGACCAGACCCGUCAAGUAUAACUACACCAUGUUGAUACGGGAACCACUACCGUCGACCUUCGAAGAACAUGGUUUUUCCGACUACCCCUUUGUUUUAUCAAGACCGUCAAUUCCCUCGACGACAAGCGCACGAUUACGCGGAUUGUACCAAGUACCCCUUCGUUUCAUCGAGACCAGCAAGUCCGAAGACCCCAAGUACCACGACAACCCCGAAGGGAUUCAAAUCCGUCAAGUUCCUCUACCGAUGACUCGAACGGCUACGAAACAUGUACCACUACCGUCGAGCCGCGAAGACCCCGUGGACGUCAAGUUCCGUGUCGUGACCCCGAACAUCUACGGAAACUUGUGCGACUAA
This is a messenger RNA of Triticum turgidum subsp. durum (durum wheat), 426 nucleotides long. The record is from the annotation of a GenBank genome assembly. NCBI's taxonomy places the organism in Eukaryota, Viridiplantae, Streptophyta, Magnoliopsida, Poales, Poaceae.